AUGGAUUUCAGUACAAACCUCCUCCGCCCAGAGCAGCACAUGAACGGGAACAGCAUGCAGAAACAUGUGCAGGUGCGGAUGGAUGAGAGCCUUAUGGAGCCCCAGAAGGAGGACCCCAAGGGUUUCUGCUCCAACGUCUGUGACAAGAUCAUGAAGAACAUGGUGCUGACCCUCACCAUCCUGGGUGUCUUCAUGGGCUCCAUCUCAGGAAUGCUCUUGCGCCACAUCUCGCCGCUGCCCGCAGAUGUGGUCAUGGUCAUCAGUUUUCCUGGAGAGAUCCUCAUGAGGAUGUUGAAGAUGCUCAUCCUCCCUCUCAUCAUCUCCAGCCUGGUCACAGGUCUGGCUGGAUUAGAUGCCAAGUCCAGCGGUCGCCUGGGCACUCGAGCCAUGGUGUACUACAUGUCCACUACAGUGAUCGCUGCGGUGCUGGGGGUGGUCCUGGUGCUGGUGAUACACCCAGGGAACCCCAAGAUGAGGGCGAACAUGGGCCAGGGCAAGAAGAACGAUGACGUGUCCAGCGUUGACGCACUCUUCGACCUCAUCCGAAACCUGUUCCCUGAGAACCUGGUGCAGGCCUGUUUCCAGCAGAUCCAGACUGUGAUCACUAAAGUUCCAGUGCCCACCAACCGAACCAGAGCACCUCCACAGUUUACCAUCAAGCGGACGCUGCAGUUCAAAGGAGGCAUGAAUGUUCUGGGCCUGAUCGGAUUCUUCGUCGCCUUUGGCGUCAUCAUGGGAAAGAUGGGCGAACGAGCCAGUCUCAUGUUGGAUUUCUUUAACGUGCUCAAUGAAAUUGUCAUGAAGCUUGUUGGCGCCAUCAUGUGGUACUCUCCUCUGGGUAUCGCAUGCCUCAUCUGUGGGAAAAUCAUCUCCAUCGCAGAUCUGGAGGUGGUGGCUAGGCAGCUGGGAAUGUACAUGGUCACUGUCAUCGUGGGCCUCAUCAUCCACGGUGGUAUCUUCCUCCCACUCAUAUACUUCGUCAUCGUCGGAAAAAACCCCUUCAAGUUCUUCAUGGGCAUGUUCCAGGCCUGGGUCACAGCGCUGGGAACCGCCUCCAGCGCUGGUACUUUGCCGGUCACAUUCCGCUGUCUGGAGGAAAACCUGGGGAUCGACAAGAGAGUGACCCGUUUCGUGCUUCCUGUGGGCGCCACCAUCAACAUGGACGGCACGGCGCUGUACGAGGCUGUGGCCGCCAUCUUCAUCGCUCAAAUGAAUGGCAUCGACCUGGACUGGGGGCAGAUCUGCACCGUCAGUGCGACCGCCACUCUGGCCAGUGUAGGAGCUGCCAGUAUCCCCAGCGCUGGCCUGGUCACCAUGCUGCUGAUCCUGACCGCGGUGGGGCUGCCCACUCAGGACAUCAGUCUGCUGGUGGCAGUCGACUGGCUCCUCGAUCGCUUCCGUACGUCGGUGAACGUGAUAGGGGAUUCUUACGGAGCUGGAAUCGUGUACCACUUGUCCAAAGACGAGCUGAACAGCUUUGACGCUCAGCAGAGAAUGGAGGAUUUUGAAAUGGAUAAGAAUAAGACGUUCUUCGAAAACAACAGCAACCAGAAUGCAUACGCACACCACAACUCAAUCCUACUAGACGACUGCAAGGUGGGCUACGGCUCAAACGGUAAGACGGACUUCUCCUUCAUCGAGGAGGGGCCAUGGAAGUGUGAAUAG
Molecule: messenger RNA, 1665 nt
Organism: Knipowitschia caucasica
Lineage: Eukaryota; Metazoa; Chordata; Actinopteri; Gobiiformes; Gobiidae
Source: the annotation of a GenBank genome assembly